CGUGUUUAUAAUAAGAAAAAAAUACAAUUAUAUUUCAUAUGCACUAGCAAGUUGUAGUGUAUAUAUAUUGCAUAGCAUAAAUAAUUUGUGUAUGUUGGGUAAGAUUCGGUCCAAAUAUUUUAAAUAUUAGCUGCACGAUUAGUCUAAAUUUUGGAAAUUAUGGAAUGACAUAUAUUGUUUAGAUAUUUAUUUUGAGUGUUUCAUGGAAUGAGAUUUCAUGAACUAUAGUUUGAUUAUUUUUUUUUUGUAAAACUUUAUAUCCAACUGUUUCAAUAUUGGAUAAACGAGUCAUUGUGAGUGUGAUGAUAAACAAUUGAUAUAUUAUAACAUGAUCAUGUUAUACAUUCAGCCAAAAUUUAAUAUAUCUCAAUUUAGAGUUAGAUGUUUUCACUUAUAAACUAACUUAUAUUGUAUCAAUAUCGUGGGUGUCCCGGAGGGACUAACUUAGUUUUGGUAUAUACACGCCAAAUUCUCAAACCAUACAUUCGGUGAUUCGGAUUAUACACAAUGAAUAACAAUAUUUCUUGAACACUAUAUGAAUAUUAAUUCAAGUAUGACAACAAAUCAUUUAAUAUAAACAUAGUGUAUGCUUGAGAUUAAUAAGAGUUUCAAGAUAUAAACAAAAUUUCUCAAAAUUAAAUUAAUAGUUAAAAGAAACUCACCCGGCCAAUGACUGGGAUCAAAGCUAGUUUCAUAGAUUAAAAGAGAAAUGAAUCACUACAACUCAUCGCCCGGUCGGCUUUCUCCUGUCUUUUAACCUUCUGAAGCAUAUCUUACCGACUGAUUCACUCCCCACUUCGUCAGCAUUCGUGACGUGCGUCAUUCAACUUCCCAGUCUCCUACCAAUAUUAAUUAAUUAAUUAAUACACUUCCCCAAAGCUCCACUCCUCCCCUUCCCUCAAGAAUCAAAUACUAGAUAAGAUUACUUUUGCUGCAACAGAAGGAAUAUCAACACCACCAAAAAAAAAAAAAAAAAAAAUGCUGCCAGCAAUUCUGUCGAUAUUCUUACUGGCUUUCGUCGCCGCGAUCAACCUUCAGUUGCUAGCCACUUCUCGCAUCAACACCCUCCUCUUCGACCCGCAACGAGAUCACGACUUGUACGUAGCAGCAGCUUUCACAACAACAACAAGAAGAAGAAGAAGAAGAAGAAGAACAAAUGUGGACCACGACGAGCAGCAGCCUUGUAACAACAACGACGACGAGGGUCUGAGCAUGAAUGCGUUUCUUCACCCGCAGAACCUGAACCAUGGAAUGAGCGAUGAGGAGCUUUUCUGGAGGGCUUCCCUGUUGGUGGCUAACUACUAUCCCUUCCAUAGGGUCCCUAAAGUGGCUUUCAUGUUCUUGACUAGAGGGCCUUUAACACCAGAGAUGAAAUGGAAACCCUAAAAACCUGAUUUGUUCUCAUUCACUUUGAAGCAUAUAUAUGGUUUCCAGUAGCUACAGUCCAAGUCUUGAAGGUGAAAGAAAGUGAAAAAGUACAG
Molecule: messenger RNA, 1481 nt
Organism: Linum trigynum
Lineage: Eukaryota; Viridiplantae; Streptophyta; Magnoliopsida; Malpighiales; Linaceae
Source: the annotation of a GenBank genome assembly